AUGGGGCCGUCUCGCUUUGACACCGUCCACCACGCCGAGCCGGACUCAUUCCGGCAGAUGCUUUCGGAGUUUGCUGCCGAUAAAUCCCCAAAGAAGAUCAGCCUUGCAGGCGGUAUGUUUUGGGAUGAGGAGGGCAAAAUUGCGAAAAUGGAUGUUGUGGAAAAGGCCACGAAACAACUUGGACCGCAUAUUUGGGAAAGGCACGGCUACUUGCCCACGCAAGGUCAUGCAUCUUUCAUCCGGCAAGCCCAGAAUCUGGUCUUUAGCGAGCAAUUGGUCCAGAGCUGUCUUUCGGGAAUAGGCCCUAGACUAACCUCAUUUCAAACGGUUGGAGGCACGGGGGCCAACCAUCUGGGCACACUUUUCCUCGCACGAAAUCUUCGGCCCCGGCGGGUCUGGAUCCCACAUCAGACGUGGGAGGGGCAUUCUAGAUUAUGGCAGCGAGCUAGCGACUUUGGCUCUCGGGGCCAGGAGGCUCUCGAGCUCCGGUUUUACCCGUAUCACGACGCAACGAAUAAUUGUCUUGACUUUCAAGGGAUGAUAGGCGUUCUAGAGCAGGAGUCGGAGCCGGAUGAUAUUCUUCUGCUCCACGCUUGCGCACAUAAUCCAACGGGGAUAGAUCCCUCCAGAGAACAAUGGGAAGCCAUAGCAAAUUUUUGUUCCGCCCGAAAUAUAUUUCCUUUUUUUGACAUGGCUUAUCAAGGCUUUGCAUCCGGGUCUUUCGAUGACGAUGCCUGGGCUAUUCGGCACUUUGUUCAUGGUGGCCACGAGCUCUGUGUCGCGCAAACCUUUUCCAAGUCUAUGUUUCUAUAUGGUGAGCGUCUCGGGGCUCUUCAUCUGGUUACAGGCUCCACGGACGCCGCAGCACGCGCGCAAAGUCAGCUAUCCCGUCUUCAAAGGGAUGGGAUCAGCUCCCCUCCAGCAUUUGGGGCGAAUGUCGCAUCCGAGAUUAUGUCGAACCCAGAGCUUCGCGGUGAAUGGCAAAGAGAGGUUGGGAUGAUUCACAAACGGGUGAUGACAAUAAGGAAGGCCCUGGUGGAAGAGCUCACCCGACUUGGGACUCCCGGAGAAUGGGACUACAUCGAAAAGCAGGUUGGCAUGUUCACCUGCACAAACUUGACCUUAGAGCAGAUAGACUUGUUGAAAACACGAUAUCACAUCUACGUAAGACAUUCAGGCCGCCUAUCCAUUGCAGCAUUGGCGAAUAGGGCGGCCGUAACGUAUGUGGCCACAGCUCUGGAUACAGUCGUCCGGGAAACAUCCAAAAGCCACCGAUGCAGAGUCACAAUACCAGGCCUAGGACCUCGGGACAUAUCACUCAAAACGUCGGCUGCGGAUGCACUUCCAUCCCAGUCAUAG
This is a messenger RNA of Penicillium manginii, 1359 nucleotides long. RefSeq lists its product as uncharacterized. Bases 1 to 1359 code for a protein of 452 amino acids. Gene Ontology annotation, biological process: L-aspartate biosynthetic process. NCBI's taxonomy places the organism in Eukaryota, Fungi, Ascomycota, Eurotiomycetes, Eurotiales, Aspergillaceae. Gene Ontology annotation, cellular component: cytosol. The record is from RefSeq and is a predicted model, not a curated record. The transcript is spliced from 5 exons. Gene Ontology annotation, molecular function: pyridoxal phosphate binding; L-aspartate:2-oxoglutarate transaminase activity.